AGACAUUAUCACAGCUACUUUGAACAUGACCCUGAUAACCAAACGUUGCGCUGUAAAAGUACCAGAUGACGGUGACUAAGGCAUCUCUGUGAAAGCAACCCUUUAGAAAUGAGGUGUCUGUCCAUGUGGAUCAGUUGCAAUGUUGUUUUCGUGGAGGGAACAGGUACUUUAGGAGGGAACAUUUUCUUUUGAGGAGCUGGUUCCGUGGAAAUAAACAAACUUUAAGACUUUAGCAUAAGCACGUUUGCUCAUAUUGAAAUGUGUGGAACGGUUUGCAUUGAUAUCGGUUUAAAUCUUCGUCUAACUAGUCACCAAGCAGUUCAAAAUGCCCUUUUUUUCCCUCCUCAGUUGCGUGUUAAGUAAUUCAUUUUAAUCCGGCAUGGUUGUAAACCACCAAUGUCAAGCUUCAGGACACACAGCAGUCAUGUCUCUCACACUCCUACACACUCCUUCCCCUAGCAGAGCCUUUUACACACCCCUGUGGCUUGGACGCACGCACGCACCCCACGCACGCACGCACCCACGCACACAUCCACCGGAGCCUGAAAAUCUGUCAAUUCCUGCCGCGUGGUCACGUGGCCUCCUCCUCAGUGGAGUGGAUGGAGAUGGCUCUCCACGUCAGCUUACGUCUCCCAAUUUGCGCUUAGCGAACCUGCUUCAAAGAGGCGAGAGGCACGGCGCUUCAGAGCCAUGUUCGGGGCGGAUAUAGAGGAAUCGGAGCCCAGCGCAGAGUUGUAGACGCGGCCGAGCGACGAUGAUGGAUUUUGACGAGCGGGUCCCCGUCGGAUCGAACAUGUACUUGCCCAGUUGCACUUACUACGUGUCGGCGGGGGCCGAUUUCUCGGGUCUUCCCUCGUUUUUGUCCCAGACCCCUUCCACACGCCCAGUGACGUACUCCUACUCCUCUAACCUGCCGCAGGUCCAACCGGUCAGGGAAGUGACAUUCAGGGACUACGCGGGCAUCGAGGCGCCCGGCAAGUGGCCGCACCGGGGGAACUUGCCACAGUGCUACCCGAGCGCGGAGGACAUGGUGCACCGGGAGUGCCUGUCGGCGCAGAGCGCCGUCGUGGGUGACGUCUUCGGCAAAAACAGCCCCUAUCACCACCACCACCAUCACCACCACCACUACGGCGGCGGAAGUGGAGGAGGAGGAGGCGGCGGCGGCGCGGGCGCUGGCUCCGCAGCCGCGGCCAGCUUCUACGGCAGCGUGGGAAGGAACGGCGUCCUCCCGCAAGCCUUCGACCAGUUCUACGAGACGGCGUACGGCAACGCGUCGGAGAGCUCGCCGUCGGCCAACGCCGCCUUCUCGGGGGACAAGGCGGCUGCGAGCAAGCAGCCGGAGCAGGCGCCGUCCUGCCGGGACUCCGAGGCGAAGGAGCCGCGAGAUGAGACCAGCAGUCCGGAGCUAUCUUCCGGCAACAACGAGGAGAAAUCCAGCAGCGGCAGCAGCAGCAGUGGACAGAGGACGCGCAAAAAAAGAUGCCCCUAUUCCAAAUAUCAAAUCAGAGAACUUGAACGCGAAUUUUUUUUCAGCGUGUACAUAAACAAAGAGAAGCGGCUGCAACUGUCGCGGAUGCUCAACCUCACGGACCGUCAAGUUAAGAUCUGGUUUCAGAACCGCCGCAUGAAGGAGAAGAAACUGAACAGGGACAGGCUACAGUACUACACGUCCAACCCUCUGCUUUAGUGGACCCAGCAAGCAGGAGAAGCACAUUGCUCGGGUUCCCUCUCCUGUGGGACUACACAGGGUGCGUUCACGGACGCCACGACUCCCCCCCCUCAACGUUUACCACAGUGGCCGAGGACGGCUGCAAUAACAUUGCUAGAUUGUGCGUUUCAAGUUCGAGGACACGCAAUAUGCGCCAUUAUGACGCAGCCAUUAACGGGGCCGUGAUUUUGCGCAUCAGACUGAUUUUUUUUUGAAUGGAGAGAAAAAAUAUGGAAGCUGUUUUUGUCCCCCUUUGGUGCGCUCCAGGUCUGUAUUCGCCAAAGGCCCGUGUUAUUAUGCCGCGUUUGUUCUUGACAAGGGCAAAAAUAAAAAAGCAGCCAUUAAUGGGCUGCUUAAAUGUAUUUUGUAAUCAAAAAUGAUAUCUAAUUUCAUUUGUAUUGUCUGUUUAAAUCAGAAAUGUGCUGGAUUUAAAAUCAAGGGGAAUAUCUUGAACUAUACAGGGGGUCAGGUGGAGUCUAUUGGUGUGACCAAACGAGUCCGUAUCCGCAGAAGAAUGUUGGUUUAUCUGUUCAUAUGUGCUUAUUUAUUUUGUACGGCCGCUCGUUUUACUCUCCUUCUAUGCCACGGCUGUCCGAGUCCCAGUCCACGCAUACGGCUGGUGGGAUUCCACCUCAAACCACCUUUUCUUAUCUCUGACGGCCGCCCCCGGGGGAAAAAAAGGGGGGUUAACUAUUUAUAUAAUGCGUAUCUUUUAAAAGUCUGAAGCCAUGCCGUUGAUCACAUGCGGGCCAAAACCAGACAGAUAAGCUUUGUCCGCUUGGAUCCGUACGGAGUUGCCCUGAGGUGUUCUCGCAGGUGCAGCUUAUUUCUCAUCCCCCCCUCGAUCUGUGGACGUCUAUGCAUCAUUUUUAUAGAUUUCAUCCUUGCUGAUGUGAAAACCAAAAAAAUACGCAAAAAUAUCUAUUUUAACCCAUAGGUCCCGUCCAAAUUUCACCUAAUAAAGGUCAGACUCAGUUAGCCAAUUAGAACCACUUUUCAAUCUUAGUUAGGGGCGUUAAGGUGUUUUUCAUAUUUCACUUCUCAUCCUAAGCGCUGAUUAAACUGAAUGUGAUGUGGUAUUUUCUUGUUUAUUGUAUUACAUUUUACUGGGAUGUCCCGCAGCAACAUAUUAGACCUCAUUAUCGGUUUUAAAUGCGCAAACACAUUUGAUUGCGCGUUCAAAUCUUUAAAAAUGCAUCCCAUCUUUCAACAAAUACAGCUAUUUAUUCUUUAUUUGGAACAGAAAUUCAGGACAUUUACCACUUCCAAAUCUGGCCGGUACAAAGAAGUUGAAUGUCAUAAUUGGUUGGUCCAUUUCAAUAAUAUCUGGACGGUUUUUGUUUUUUAAUUUUAAUUUUAAUUUUUUUGUUUCAAUGUCUAGUCAAGAAGUUGCUACUAGAAGAGAUUCUGCUGCAGAAAAGUCAAACCCUAAUUGUUCAUGGCAAAACCUAGUUUUAAAAUUCCUUGGUGUGCUCAAGACUGUAGAAUAUUUGUACCAUUUACCAAAUAUGGUUGGAUACGUUCAAGUUUUAAUUUUGGACUGGGAUGUAGAAAUUUAGGUUAUUUUUUUAGUUCAAGGUGUCCAUCCAAAUUUGACCUAAAGAGAGACAAUGAAUGUCAGAAUUAGAACCACAUUUAGACAUUCAUAAACGCCUAAAGAUGUAGUGUUACCUUUUUAUAACCACAUUUUUUUUUUAGCUGUUUUUAGAAUGCAGUUUUUUUUCCCUUUUAUUUUAGUCAAACAUUUAUCUGCAGGAAUUCCGGUACAAAAACGUCUUCACCUCAUCACGUUGAAGCUUUACAAUACAUUUUUACAUUAAAACGCUUUGUUCAGCUUUCUUGCAGCUUCAUUCCACCAUUCCCCAAAUAUGGCUUUAAAUUUUUUUUUUUUACCAAAAUGUCAAAAUUAGAUAUUUGGCUCAUCCCGUCCAUGUCUUUUCCUAAACAAAGACAAUGAACGUCAGGCUUAAUGAACCUAUUUGAUCCAACCAUGUUUCAUCCAAACAUCAGUAGAUAUAUUAAUUGCCCUUAUUUUACGUUAUGUAGACGGAACUUUCUCUUGAAUUUUGUAAGAGAAGUAUUUGAGCUGCUGCCUUUAUUUUUAUUUUCACACUUGUGACAAACAUUUUUGAGUAUGCAGCGUUAGUCAGUUGCUUUGGUUUGGCCAAAUCACUGUUGUAUUGUACUGUAUUUCCAGAUAAAAAAGACUUACUGACUGAAUUGAAUACACCCCCCCCCCAAAAAAAAACAACGUGAUUUUUUUUUUGCCAAUUCCUCCUGGUCUAGGCUGUUUACCUUUUUAAAAAAGUUUGACCUUGUCUCUUAAAUAUACUCCCAACACAUUGAUCAGACUAGGUGGCCUGUUUGAAUCGCCUCAUGUAGAUACACACCGGUCUUUACAUAGACGUUUUUUCACGGAUUUUCUAGCGUUAUUUAGACAGAGGGCUAUACAUUGUCGUUUCUUUGUCUGAUUAAAAGAUUUUUGCACGGGAGUGGGAGGCUGUGGAUUUGGUCUGCUGUUGGUAACAUGAUUGUUUCCAUGACUGCUGAUCCUUGCGCUUUCAAAAAAAAAAAAAAAGAAAAAAAAGAAAAAAAAAAGAAAACAAAAGGAAAAGGGUUCAUGCAUUAAAUCAAGUGCUUUGGUAUGCCCAAAUUGUGUAUUAUACUAUAUUUCCAAAUAACAAUAAAACCCAAAAUAAACGUUUACUGAAAAACAA
Fundulus heteroclitus (mummichog) is the source of this 4425-nucleotide messenger RNA. It is a transcript of the gene hoxa11a, whose product is annotated as homeobox A11a. The transcript is spliced from 2 exons. The record is from RefSeq and is a predicted model, not a curated record. Bases 755 to 1687 code for a protein of 310 amino acids. Gene Ontology annotation, biological process: anatomical structure development; regulation of transcription by RNA polymerase II. Lineage: Eukaryota; Metazoa; Chordata; Actinopteri; Cyprinodontiformes; Fundulidae. Gene Ontology annotation, cellular component: nucleus. Gene Ontology annotation, molecular function: RNA polymerase II cis-regulatory region sequence-specific DNA binding; DNA-binding transcription factor activity, RNA polymerase II-specific.